AUGCCCGAGGCCCUUGAAGCGCAUGCUUCUCCCAGACAGAGUGUCACGUCCGAGGCUCCAGCGCAGGCCCUUCUGUCGAGAAGGAGCAAGGGCAAGGGCAAGGGCAAAGGCGCCGGCAAGGGCAAGGGCAAGAGCAGCUACGGUUCCACUACGCAGCACGCUCCACGGCAGGCGUCCAUGGCCUGCAUGCACCAGCUGCGCUCGCUGGAGGUCGAGGAGCAGGCGAGUCUUGUUGGGGAGGUGUCCGCCGCUUUGGGGUUCGAGGUUGUCGGGAACAGGUACACUGUGUACGCACCUGGUAAAGUGAAGGUUUUCGUCGCGGCGGAGGAAACCGACCUAUGCACAAGGCAGCUGAAGUCUUGUUUCCCAGACUGCGCACCCUGGCACUUGAGCAUCGUGUAUGCAAAAGAUGGCAGGAUCGAGAAGGCUUUUGAUCUCGAGCGCGAUUGGACCUGCACGUGCUGCUGUUUCAAUCGUCCCAGGGUCGAGGUCAAGGAUUCCUCAACGGGCCGCCUGAUUGGCUCAAUUACUGACCCGUGGGCGUGCUUCGACUUGACCUUCACCAUUCGGGACGCACGCGACAACACGGUGCUGAAGGCAGCUGGUGACUGCUGCCAGUGUGGCCUCUGCUGUCCGCUGCCAUGCGGUCCCUGCAGCGAGGUGAACUUCCCGAUCGUCGAGGAGCGCGGAGGCCGUGAGGUUGGCCACAUACAGAAGCAGGUCCCCUCUUGCUGCGCCUUUAUGUUCGUGGAGGACAUCGACAACUACAAGAUCGACUUCGCUGGGAUCAGCAACCCGGAGUGGAAGGCCUUGGUCAUGGGUCUCUCCAUUUUCAUGGACUUCCGGUACUUCAGCAGCAGUUCUGCCGACGGCAAUUGA
Molecule: messenger RNA, 879 nt
Organism: Prorocentrum cordatum
Lineage: Eukaryota; Dinophyceae; Prorocentrales; Prorocentraceae
Source: the annotation of a GenBank genome assembly